Ectocarpus sp. CCAP 1310/34 is the source of this 4004-nucleotide messenger RNA. NCBI's taxonomy places the organism in Eukaryota, Phaeophyceae, Ectocarpales, Ectocarpaceae. The record is from the annotation of a GenBank genome assembly.
AAACACCGGGUGGGUAGCAACGUUCGCGAAAACGUGCCACGGAGAAACACAUUCAAGUUGUCUCUUCUUCGUAGAUGCGGCAUAACCGCCGCCUCUUCGAAUCCUCUAGAGGGCAAACAGGGAAGCGUCCGAUACUUCAAUUCCUGUUUUAUGGCCCCCAUACCCCUAGCGCCGCGACCACCGGACAGUCACGGCCCAUCAUAGCCUCGUGAAUCGAUUCAUCUCGUUCCUUCUUCUCUACCCUACAACAGCCCAUCUUCUAGCGGAUUGUCCCUUCUUCGACGCCAACCGGCUCGUGGCCAUCCCGUCCUGAGGAGGGAAGUGCCCAAGAAAAAAAAAGAAAAAGACAAUAACACUGACCCAGCACAAUCGUGGCGUGUGAACAUGUAUGGACCUUCACCUGCCACUGUUGGUGACAUGGUAUUCCCUGAGCGUGCAUUGGAGCACAUGUCUGUGGAGAAAGCAUGGAGUUUGCUCGACACGCUUUCUUCACAGGUUGUGGACAAGCAAACGGAGCUGCAGCUCAUGGUGGGCUCCCGGUACCACGAGCUGAUCGAGUCUGCGGACAGCAUCGUAUCCAUGAAGGAGACAGGGGCGGAGGUGCUGGGCCUCCUGCGGAAAUUCCCCCAAGCAUGUUCCAAGGUUCUUCAGCAGGUCCCUUCGUCGCUAUCUCCAGGGACCAGUGAUCUCAGCUGCACCGACGUUUGUGAAGACGCGGUCGCGAGACAUGCAAUGGAGGUGGUUCAGCUCAUGCUCCAUGCGCCAGCCGCUAUGUGGGCUGCUUUGGACUCGGACAAGGUACUUGAGGCAGCCAAUCUUGUUCUCAGAUGCCGACGUAGCUGGACCGACUUGUCCAGCACCUUCUCCACGGGAGUGGACUCCGGUGUCGCUUCCUUCUUACGUGGCCAUGUGACUUACGUCGAGCAGUUUCCUCGUCGCAUCCUGUCGGCUGGGACUCGCCUUUUGACGCGUUCUUGCAACACACAAGAGACCGCUGGAGCGCUCACGGCAAUACUUCAGCUGCAGGCGCUCGAGGAUGCCAACCCCCUGCGGUGCUUGUUGGAGCUCCUUCUUCGGCGCAGAGGUGGAGCUGUGGCGGCGAUGCUUACGCGGGCUACGAAGGAAGAGAAUUCCGCUGACAUAGAACAAGUAUUGCACGCCGCUGUCACCACCGUGCAAAGGACGAUUGUGGAUGUGCACGCCAUCUUUGCGCCAGGGCGAAACGGAAGCUGCAUGCUCGAGGAUCUCGCCCACCCCUCAUGCCGCAGUCAAGCAAACCUGAGGCCGUCAGCGCAUGAUGCACAGGACAUGUGCACGACCUGGUUGUCUGUGCUAACUCCGAAAAUUCGUGCUUUUAGCGAGCGUCUGCUCAGGGCGACCGGUGAUACCAACUCUCUGGCGCGCAUCCGCGGCUCUCUGUGGAAGGCAACCCAUGGAGACGGAGCGUGGGCCACACCAGCAGCAGGAAAGGGUGCGGGGGGUAGCGUAAGAGCAGUGGAGGGGCCGAUGUGGAUGGAAGCCACCUCAUUCGCAAUCGAUGUAUCUGCUUUGGAUGGUGAUACGAACGGCAGUACGCGCGCUUGGGGGCAGGACGUAUCUUCCCCUCAGCUAGAUUUGUGGUCCCUGCUCUUCAGCCAGAUUUUUGCCGACCUGGCAGAGGCCCUGCUGAAGGACUCGCUAGCUAGCAUCCGGAGAGAUGUGGAGUGUCGCCUUGACUCGAUACUGCUUGCCAUCACACGGAACGAGACGGGGCAGGGGGUGCAAGAAGCAAGUAGUUCCUCCGGAAGCCACGGGCAGAAGCAACCCCAUGCGCUCAUGGCACACGAUAUUCUCGCAGCCGCCGACGCAGUAGUGUCACUACUGACAUCGGAGAUCCGCAAUCUUGCGGGAGAUGCAACGUGUUUAACAGAGCGCGGUGAUCAAACUGCGGCAGAUGCGCUGAAAACUUCUUUUUAUCUCCUAAGCGUGGACAUGGCGGCGGGCCUCGCCAAUCACCUUCGCAUUGCGCUGCAGGAGAUUCAUGCCUGCAUCAAGUCCGCUGCGGAGCAGGAACGACGAUGUGUGCCAUACGGAGGGGGAAUUGGGGAUCUUGAGAAUGCUGUUAGCAGCUUUGCUGAUGCAGGGCUCUUGAUCGGCCGAGUAGCAUGGAUGUUGAAUGGCCGAAGCGGGGGACCUCUGCAGUAUGCCCUCACACCCCCGGCAUGCUUUGCCAAACGGCGACGUGGGCGCAUCGAGGAGCAGCAGCUAGAAGCAGCGUUUGUCAUAGCGGACACGAAUGGCGACGGUGUUGUUGAUACCGAGGAAGCGGCUGAGGCGCUUCAAGCUGUAUCCUUCGGGGCAUCAGCGGCACUUGCUGUCGACCCUAGCCGGUACGCAUCGUUCACCCUGAACGAGUUCUUCCUGUUUGCCACCCGGCUCCUCGAAGAACAACGGCCGCGUCAGCACUUGACCAGUUGUCUUGAAACUAUUUUGUCGGAGUCCCUGGCAGUGUGGUCAGAAUGGGCUUUGGAAAAAUCUGCUGCUCUCCUUACUGAGGGAUGCCAUGCGCUGGCGAUUUUGUGUUCCAACCCUGGGAUGACCAAUGACUUGUGGCGGCAGGCCCAUGGCGUAUGGGAGGACAAGACGAUUGAGCUUGAUCGUGACGACGGAGAUGGCAUCCAAGAGACCGUGCACUUUCCCAUCAUGGUUUCUCCGGCUAUUCUGUGCUACAUCGAAGGCGUAGCCGCUGAACUGAGCCGGAUAUUGAGUACAGCCGACCUCACCGAACGUGCCAUGCCUGCGAGUUGCAGCGGAUGCAAGACACGGGAUGCGCAGUCGCCUGGAGACGCGGAACGGUCCUUGGGUUUGUCGGCACCGGAUGCGGCCACUGGCCAGGGGGCGGCACGCUGUGCGAGAUCUCUAGCUGCUGUCCGAGCGUCAAGCGAUUUGAGCCAUGCACUGGUUGGACUUUGCGAGGGUCCACAAUCGGCAGCGGCACAAGCGUGCGAGGCGGCACAACUUCAGCUACUUUUGGAUGCUCUCUUCUUGCAGAAGUGGGUUUCAGAUUCUCCAAAAUCAUCUCCGUCGAUGGAGUCGGUUGUUUCAACUCUGUGUGAUCUGGUAGAUCCGAUCAACUUGCAGAUUUACAUGCCGCACCUUCAGACGGCGGCAUCAGCGUGCUGGGCGGCGUGUCACACGCCUCUCUCUUUGAUUUUCGAACAAACAACCCCUUCUAGUAUUGCGCCAUCCAGAGCUUCAGUAUCACCGGACGGGGCACUAGGUUCGUCGUCUAGCUUUAUUCCCUUGGCUCCGAAAGCGCGUCGGUUUGAAAUUCUCCCGCUCUCUCUAGACGUGGUGCGACUACAGCAUCCGAACGGCUCAUCCCGAAGUAGAAAUUCGGUAGGGAUGAAGUCUGACGCACCAGCAAGCGGCGACGGGUCAGGCGCCUCCGCUCAGGCUCGUGGUUUAGAAGCUGGAAGGCAAGCUCUGGCCGGGCUAGGUAGCGUGUUGAGUGCACAAAAUGCGCAUGUUCAGAGCGUUUUCGGGGCGGCAUCGCUGUUUCUAGGUGGGAGAAAUCGUAGGGUUGAAGACGGAGAUGGGCAUAGUGAAAAGGCUUGACUAAAAUUGGUAGUGUGAAGUUGCUUUUCUGCACUUGCUCAGGGGGUCACCUCAUCCCGAAGUAGAAGUUCGGUAGGGAUGAAGUCUGGCGUACCAGCAAGCGGAGGCGUCUGGCCCGUUGUUGAGAAGCUGGAAGGCAAGCUCUGGCCGAGCUACGUCGCAUGCUGGGUGCACAAAGUGCAUAUUAGGGGGCGUUUUCAGAGCGGCGUCGCUGUUUUCAGGUGGAAGGAAUCGUAGGGGUGAUGACAGAGAUGGGCAUUAUUGAGCAAAUAAAAUAGGCUAAUAGUGCGAAUUUUCUGGCCAGCACGUGCUUGAAUGGUCCAAAUACUUCCAUACUGUGAAUACACCGUGUGAAGAGCGAUGUGUUUUGAUUACUCGUCACCCAAGGUUAAUGCUGCUUGGCUGUG